AAAGGCAACAACUGCCGAAAACACAGCCGGCCGACCUCUGGCAUUACUUGGGAUUUAUUCUGGCCAGAGGUGGGUUUGAAAGAAACUGCAGAAAUGGGGUUUUUUGGGGAUCCAAGAACUGAAGGGAUUCUCAGAUUCUGUGCGAUUAUUGGCCUUAUUCUAACAGUUUGUUUGCUGGGUUUUGAUAAACAAACUACUCAGAUCUUUCAUGUCGACAAAAAGGCCACUUUCAGAAGUUUGCGUUCUCUCAUAGUGAUUAUGUAUGUGAACUCAGUGGCAGCUGGGUACAAUCUUCUUCAACUCUGCAAGUGUUGGAUCUCAGCUCAGCCAAAAUUAGGAGCCUCAAAAUUAGGGGCUCACUAUGAUAUUUACAUAUUUUGGAUUUCUUUCUUCCUUGAUCAGGCAAUUGCAUAUGUGAUAUUUGCGGCGAACACGGCGGGGGUGGAGGCGGCUCUUCUGGCGAUCACCGGAGCCUACAACCUUCAAUGGAUGAAGCUGUGCAACAGAUUCACCAGAUUUUGCUUCCAAGCUGGUGGAGCUUUCCUUUGUGGCUAUGCAGCUUCUCUUACAAUGGCUGCCAUUUCCUUCAUUUCUGCUUUCAAUUUGUUCACCCAUUACUCUCCAAGCCACUUCCUGCGACCAAAAUCCAAGUGAUUCCAUCCCCAUAGCUUGUAUAUUUUGAUAUUCCACACUCUUAGGAAAACUCAUAGCUUUACCAAAUCCUAUGAAUCCGUAUUUUAGUGUAUUUAGUUGAUUGAAUUAUCCGCGGGCAACCGUCUUUAUGAGAUCUUUCGAGUUGAGUUUAAAGUAGAUGAUAUCUUAUCAUUAUGAAAGGUGUUAAAGUAACAAUUGUACUAGCUAGAGUCAUAUUGGUGCAGACGCAUGGAAUAUUCUAAAGUUUGAAAAGAAAAAAUAGUUUCUGUUAAA
Messenger RNA from Momordica charantia (bitter melon), 927 nucleotides. Its product is annotated as CASP-like protein 2C1. NCBI's taxonomy places the organism in Eukaryota, Viridiplantae, Streptophyta, Magnoliopsida, Cucurbitales, Cucurbitaceae. The record is from RefSeq and is a predicted model, not a curated record.